Messenger RNA from Danaus plexippus (monarch butterfly), 1629 nucleotides. RefSeq lists its product as uncharacterized. Gene Ontology annotation, cellular component: plasma membrane. NCBI's taxonomy places the organism in Eukaryota, Metazoa, Arthropoda, Insecta, Lepidoptera, Nymphalidae. The transcript has 4 exons. Gene Ontology annotation, molecular function: odorant binding; olfactory receptor activity. The coding region runs from base 282 to 1484 and encodes 400 amino acids. The record is from RefSeq and is a predicted model, not a curated record. Gene Ontology annotation, biological process: sensory perception of smell; detection of chemical stimulus involved in sensory perception of smell.
AUUUAACUAAGUAAAAUCGCCUUGUAUACAUUUUUUUGUAUAUACGUAUGUAUAUAAAAAUUAUUUGAAAUUAAUAUAAUUUUCUACUCGCCUUAGUCACUAAGUCACUACACGGCAAAAACAGAUUUUAUUAAACAGAAUGUGCGUUAAUUAUAAUAUCACUGUGAACAAACCAUCUGCCUUGCAUUUAAAAUGAAUAUUAAUAUUUUAUUAUUGCAAAAAGUAAGGGAGUCACUAUAUAAGACUUCAAGUCUAUCUCCAUUGAUAACACUCGGUCAGAGAUGAAAUUCUUAAGAAGCCUCGGUUUAGAUUACUGUGAUCUCCCGACGAUUUUGAUAAACGUCAGUGUACUUUUAAGGGUUGUCACUAUUAAAAUAAAUAGUAACGAUACUCAACCUGUUUCAUGGGCUUUGUAUUUGAUAAUCACUAUAUGUAGCAGUUGUUAUUUUUUCGCCUAUGUCGUCAACUUAGUAUGGUUUGUGCUUGUACGAUGUGUCGAAACCGGAGACUUCAUCACAGCGAUGGUGGCAUUGUCCCUUACAUUUUGCAGUGGAACUUGCUUAGCUAAGUUUCUUUACAUGAAAAUGUAUACCAACACGGUGAUGAAUUUAGUCGAUGAAUAUCGACUUUGUGACAAAUUACUUGUAAGUGAUACACGUUUUGCAAUGAAUCGUAUGAACAACUUAAGAAUAAUCAAAAAGCGCGCUAUAACUGUCUGGCUUGUACUUGUUACCAAUGCUGUAAUAUAUCUCUUGACGCCCUUAUUGAGUCCUGGACGUCAUUUCGCAGAAGAUUUAUAUGUGCUUUAUGGCUUAGAACCAUCGUUUGAAACGCCAAACUACCAAAUAAUUUUUGCUAUUGAAGCAGCUUCAAUAUUUUUUUCUAUUUCGACUACGGUACAUAUAACAGUAUUUAUAAUAGUCAUUGUUGGUUGCAUCGAAGCUCAGCUGCUGGCUCUCAGCGAAGAACUGGAAAAUAUGUGGGAAGAUAGUGCAAAAUUUUAUGAGCGGUAUGGGAAUGGAAACGAAAGGUUCUCCAGAAACGUCUUUUUGAAGAUGCGCCUUCAGGAUAUUGCUAAAUUACAUAUUGUAACUAUUAAUCUCAGACAAAACGUCGACAAGGAACUCCGAUUUCUUUUUGUUGUAGAUUGUAUUUUUAUGAUUCUUGCCAUUGUCACCGAACUAGUUGGUGGACUAGAAAACACAAUAGUGCAGUUCCCUUUCACGAUUGCUAUUGUAUUUAUAGAUUGUUUUAUUGGACAAAAGCUCAUUGACGCUAGUGAUGUGUUUGAGAGUUCCAUUUAUGGUUGUAGGUGGGAAAAUUUCGAUGUUCACAAUCAGAAAACAGUUCUAUUUAUGUUAAAGAAUUCACAAAAAACGCUAUAUUUAUCAGCAGGGGGAAUAGCAGUGCUGAAUAUGUCUUGCUUAAUGUGUAUUUUUCGGACUACAUAUUCUGCUUACACUACCUUGCAAACGUCAGGGUAGAUGUUUACUUGAAAAUAAAGCUUGUAAAAUUUAUCUACAGAUACUACUUCUUUACAAUUUGUAAUUAUUUUAUAACUAGUAUAGCUUUCUGUAUGAUUUUAAAACACUGCUGAAAUAACUAAUUGGUAGUAUGUUGAAAUCUUGU